Molecule: messenger RNA, 3822 nt
Organism: Morchella importuna
Lineage: Eukaryota; Fungi; Ascomycota; Pezizomycetes; Pezizales; Morchellaceae
Exons: 6
Coding region: 1-3822 (1273 amino acids)
Biological process (GO): regulation of actin filament polymerization
Cellular component (GO): cortical actin cytoskeleton; actin filament; plasma membrane
Molecular function (GO): actin filament binding
Source: RefSeq, a predicted model, not a curated record
AUGACUCGUUCCCGCUCCUGGUCCGCGUCUUUCACAAAUCUUCUCACUUCAAAAUCACCAAGCGAGGAACCUAAAGGUCGAUUACGUCGCGACACCUUUACCUCGAUUACCGAAGCGCACAUCGCAUCUCCAUCGCGAGACAGCCCGCACCCCCCGCAAAGCAGAACGAGCAGACCGUCCUCAAGACCUAUGAGUAUUGUGCAGCCAUACCAACCACCGCUACUAGAGGUGGAGCGGGAUACUUUACCAGAGCUGCAGCCAAUAUUUACGUUUUUAAAUAGCCAUAGCAAGAAGCUAUACACGGAGGGGUAUUUCUUGAAAUUGAACGAUUUAAAUCCUGAUGGGAAGCCAAGUCAUGACAGAAAUUGGCAGGAGUGCUUCGCGCAGCUGGUAGGGACUGUGUUAUCGUUAUGGGAUGCGGCGGAAUUAGAUGCGGCAAAGCCGGGGGAGGAGGUUGUGCCAACAUUUUUGAACCUCACAGAUGCAUCGAUUAAGAUGAUUGAUACACUUCCAACUCGAUCAUCAGAUGUUCCUCCGCUCACUAAUGUCCUUAGUAUUUCCACUGCUGGCCGAAACCGAUACCUUUUUCAUUUUAAUUCCCACCAUUCACUCACGCUAUGGACUGCCGGUAUCAGGCUGUGCAUGUUUGAGCACUCUUCUCUCCAGGAAGCCUACACUGGCGCAUUGAUCGCCGGAAAGGGUAAGACACUCAACGGUAUUAAUACGAUAAUCGAGAAGACUCGCUUCAAGUAUGAGGAUUGGGCAAGAGUGCGAUUCGGCGCCGGUACACCAUGGCGUCGAUGUUGGGCAGUAAUCACGCCUCCAGACGAAAAGCAAGUCAAAAAGCAGAAGGCACUCUUGAAAAAGGCCCAGAAAACAGGAUAUACUUCUAUUCCUAUCCUCAAGGGAGAUAUCAAGUUUUAUGAAAAUAAGAAGAGCAAGAAAUCGCAGCCAAUAGCGACAAUCACCGAUGCCUUUUCAGCAUACGCUAUUUAUCCCCAGAGUAAGCCGCUGAUUGAUCAGAGCACCCUUGUCAAGAUAGAGGGAAAGAUCACCAUUAAUUCAGACCCACCAACAAUGAGUGAGGGAUUUGUGUUUGUGAUGCCAGAGGUGCACCCGGCUGUCAGUGGGUUUGAAAUGAUGCUGAAGUGGUUGUUCCCCACGUUUGACACCUUUGCACUGUAUGGACGCCCAAAUAGGUUGGUUCCAGAUAUCAAUGACGUCAAGAGCUUGAUGUUUGCAAUGCCCAGGGAACGACAAUAUGGGUACCUGGAAGUGGCAGAUAUCGUGUCAUUAAUUGUCUCUGAAGGGACUGCUAUCAACACUGAGUCGGAGUGGAGGGCUAAGUUGAAGAACGCAACUUACGAGAAGAUGAAAAACGAAUCGAGGACCGCAAGGCCUAGGACCAGUCUUCCAGCUGGGCAAAGGUUUCCCGGCGGAACUUUCGAUGGAGACUCUCAGAGAUCAAGCUCUUCUCUACCCAUUCCGGCAUCUCAACUUCCACCACAGCAUGUUCCGUUGAAUACUCCCCCAUUGCCCUCGAACAAUUAUCAUCAACGUUCAACAUCUGAGUCUACAGGGUACAUGCAGUAUCAGAAGCAACAGAGGGCUUCCCCUUCACUUUAUUCUAUGGCAGAGGCCCAGCAUGAUUCCCAGCAGAGUCAAGGUUUAGCUCGAAGUGAUUCUGGAUCUUCUGAUUCUAGCUUAUUCCAAGGGCGUCCCAUUGAUCCUGCUGCACGUCGUCUUCAGCAACAGACGGAACAACCAGCCUUUUCGGAAGUUCCAGCAACGCCAACAAUGACCCAUCCUCCAAGCUCGAGACCAAACCAACUGCCCCAGUCGCCUCAGCAGGCUCCACAAAUCCAGAGACGGAUUUCUAACAAUACACUAAAUGAGAUGGGAACUUCAGCAGCAGCAGCAGCAUUCUUGAAAGAGACAGGGGGUUCUAUCUCGCCCCCCUCGAACCCACCACAUCUAUUACCUAGCCAGAAAUCGCAAAUCACUGCGCAGAGCUCACUUGGAAAACAAAGCCUUGAGCCCCCACCAGGGUUUGAAAUUCAGAACUCGCAAGUUUUGCUUUCUGGGCCCCCCCCAAUGGGCGAUUCGAAGGUUGCGUACGAGGAAGGGUACGGCUAUAUUGGGCAGCCUCCCCCUUCACAACAGUCGUUUCAGCAAGUGCAGCGUCAACAUCAACAGCAGCAGCAACAGGGAAGUGGUCAGUCGGAUAUUGGUGUUCCGGAGGGACGUCGUCCUAGAUUCUCAUGGCAGGACACACCUGGAGGUACCCUUAUCCAACCAGUAAAGAUUCCGAGUCUCCAAACCCAGAACAUCUCUAGAAAGCCGACCAACGGCGCAGCCUCUGCUGACGAUACGCCAAAGACAACAGACAGUAUCGAAAGCCUUGCGAGGCAUCUAAUGAGUCAAGAGGCGCUUGACAAAAUUGGAAGAGAUAGCGAUGAUGUUACUUAUCAGGAGGAGGACACUUUUGAUCGACGAAGAGCCAGUAGAUUACAGCAGAUGUUGAGUGAGAAUGCCGAGAACAGCGGAAGUGAGUAUGGGAGUGAGGAAGAAGAAGAGCCUGAUUAUUCGAGCGUACACACGAGAGAGGAACCACCAAAAAGAGAUGCAGACAUGCCAAGAGCGGGAGUAAAGAAAGUUGUGGGGACGACCAUUGAGCCGGAGGUUGUGGUGGGUGACGUGCAUUACAAAUCAACUGCUGCGGAGCGAAAAGCGUUGCCUGCUGAUAUCCCCAAAGUUGAUUUUGGGACGACGAUAAACCACGGGCGUAGCUUGAGUGCGGAGAGUAGAGGUCUUGCUUCUCAGGGUACUAUGUUGGGCGGAAACCGUAGGGACUCAUUCCAAGCGUUGAAUGUGGACUGGUCCGAACACAACCGUGAAUCUUCCAGGUCUUCUGCUGGUAGCGAAAAACGUGAUUCUUGGAAUAGGCCUUCCCCGGACUCCGGAAACGAGCCUCACAGUUCUGAGAGUAGUGAAUCAAAAAGACGGAGCAUGGUCUGGCAACCCGGAAUGGUGCCAGUUGCUGGGGGGCAAAGAUCUCCGGAUCGAUCAGCAGAGCAAUACGUAUCUGAUAAGGCUACUGCUGCUGCGGUACAACAACAAUCAAGGAGUCGUUAUAUUCAUCAGCGAAAAGCUUCCGGCACCCCCUCACCAGGAAGCCGCAACAUGUCCAGCGAAUUGCUCCCCACAUUACAAAGACACAGUUCAGCCUUCAUCCCGAACGGUCUGGUUUCAUCUGCUGCUGACUUGUCCGCACAUCUUUCUGCGCGCGAACAGGAAUAUGUUGCAAAGCAGACGGGGUCAACUCUCCUCCAUCUAGACAAUGGGAAAGGUAAAAACCAACCGCCUCACCAGACUGGUCUUCUUGGCGCAAUUGAGACAAGAGAGAAGGAGAAAAAACUCAUGAAGGGUUCAUGGUCGGGUAAUGGCAACAGCGCAACAGUUCAACAAGCCAUUGCCCAACGACAACAGCUCAAGCAGCAACAGCUCCAGCAGCAACAGCUCCAACAGCAACAGCUCCAACAGCAACAGCUUCAACAGCAACAGCUUCAACUUCAGCAACAGAAGCUUCAACAGCAACAGCAGCAAGCUCUGUUAAGGGAGAAGGCCAAAUCCCCGAGUCCGAGAAUGAGCAGUUACGGCGCAUACGAAGGUGCAGCAGGCUAUUUUCCUCAAAAUGCGUAUGCAUCGCAAAGUCAAACAUUAUUGCAACAACAGCAGUAUCAGCAGUUCUACAACCAGCAACAAGCGUAUGGUCAACAGCAAUAUGGUAAUGUACAGGGGAAUGGGUUCGUGAGGCAGUAA